Anopheles nili is the source of this 612-nucleotide messenger RNA. RefSeq names its product DNA-directed RNA polymerase II subunit RPB7 (gene Rpb7). Gene Ontology annotation, cellular component: P-body; RNA polymerase II, core complex. NCBI's taxonomy places the organism in Eukaryota, Metazoa, Arthropoda, Insecta, Diptera, Culicidae. Gene Ontology annotation, biological process: DNA-templated transcription; positive regulation of nuclear-transcribed mRNA poly(A) tail shortening; transcription initiation at RNA polymerase II promoter. Bases 1 to 522 code for a protein of 173 amino acids. The record is from RefSeq and is a predicted model, not a curated record. Gene Ontology annotation, molecular function: single-stranded RNA binding; translation initiation factor binding; single-stranded DNA binding. The transcript has 3 exons.
AUGUUUUAUCAUAUAUCGUUGGAACAUGAGAUUCUACUUCAUCCGCGGUAUUUUGGUCCGCAGUUAAUCGAAACGGUAAAACAAAAACUGUACACCGAGGUCGAGGGUACUUGCACGGGCAAAUAUGGCUUCGUCAUAGCAGUAACCACAAUCGAUGAUAUCGGUUCCGGCACGAUACAACCGGGACAAGGUUUUGUUGUAUAUCCGGUGAAAUACAAGGCGAUUGUUUUCCGACCUUUCAAAGGAGAGGUGCUCGAUGCAACCGUGAAGCAGGUGAACAAAGUCGGCAUGUUCGCCGAAAUAGGGCCACUUUCCUGCUUCAUCUCGCAUCAUUCCAUCCCGGCUGACAUGCAGUUUUGUCCGAACGGAGCACCCCCUUGCUACCGGGCAUUGAACGGAGAAAGCGUGAUAGCGGCGGAAGAUAAGAUUCGCCUUAAAAUAGUCGGAACACGUGUAGAUGCCACCGGAAUUUUUGCGAUUGGAACUUUGAUGGACGAUUACCUUGGAUUAGUUGGAAGCUAACCUAUUGCAUGGAAAAAUAUAUCCAUAUUUACGGACGAGAUAUGUUAAGGAUAUAAUACUACACUAUACCCAUUUUUAAUAUACAAAUAU